Molecule: messenger RNA, 522 nt
Organism: Pocillopora damicornis (cauliflower coral)
Lineage: Eukaryota; Metazoa; Cnidaria; Anthozoa; Scleractinia; Pocilloporidae
Product: OTU domain-containing protein DDB_G0284757-like
Source: RefSeq, a predicted model, not a curated record
AUGGGUACAAGGGCAAGUACUGAAAGCAGUUCUUAUGACCGAUUGGUUAAUAGAGUAUGCGACAAAGGUUUGCAGGCAUUGGAUGUUGGUGGUUCUGGUGACUGCUUUUUCAAAGCAAUUUCACAUCAGUAUUAUGGUACUCUAGACCAUCAUAUUGCUGUAAGGCAUGCUGGUGUAAGCUAUUUAAAACAACACCCUGAUUUGUUUAUCGAGAGUGUGUCUGAGAAUUCAUGGAAAAGUUAUUUGCAAAGAAUGGCCACACCAGGCACAUGGUGUGACAACAUUAUCAUACAAGCAGUAGCAAAUCAACUUAAUUGUGUCAUUCAUAUCAUUGAGUCCAGGCUUUCGUGCACACAAGGCUCUACAAUUACGCCAUCCACUACAGAUCAAAAUGCAAAAGUAUUGUUUGUUGGUUACAUAGAAGACUUGCAUUAUGUCUCUACAAUACCUCAUAGUAAUACUACUAAUAAGAAUGCCUUAAGAGCGAAUUUUUUUUAUCACCGCGUGGGAGGUGGCACAUGA